This is a messenger RNA of Symbiodinium sp. CCMP2456, 2772 nucleotides long. The record is from the annotation of a GenBank genome assembly. Lineage: Eukaryota; Dinophyceae; Suessiales; Symbiodiniaceae.
AUGGUCAUCAUCAACUUCUUGGCCUCCUGGCCAGCAGUUGAUUUGGCUUCAGACGACCUCCGCAUCGCAGACCCGAGCCCGAGACUUCACGAAGUGAUCAAUCGAUGGGGCUCCCACUACAGGUCUACGAAUUCUGCCUGUCACGAGAAGCUGGGUGAAAACUUCGUCUGCCCCCGUUUUCAGAGAACAGAGGAGGCUCCCCAAUCCAUGCAAAGUUUCUCCAUGCGGGACACUCUGAGGUUUGUAGGUGUGAAGCCGAGGCUGAAGUGUCGCGUGACGCUGGAGCAGUAUUUCGAUAUCUCUCGAGGGCAGUCAGUGGGAAGCCUGGUCCCUCGGGAGAAGGUGUACAAAGAAGUCCCGGGCAUUGCCCAACCUGGUGCUGAGGUCGUCCUCCCAGGUGGAGCAUGGACGAACGAUGCCCAGGACGCUUUCUUCGAUGGCUCCCGGCUCUGCGCACGCCUCCGGCAACCGGACGCGUCCUGGAAGAAGCAGUGCACGCACGUCAUCGCAGAUCAGACGCUCAAAGUAGUGGACGGCGACUUCGAGCUGGACGGAGCCGGAGAGGCUUUGUUUCAAGAGUACACGCGCAUCUCUUACCCGACCGACAGUGUCCCGGGAUCCUGGGCGGAGUCGGCACGAAAUUCGCGCCUGUCAGGCUCGGUCCUGGAGACGGAGCUGCAGAAAGAAGAUGGCACGUGGGUCCAGACCGUCACCAGCGUGCUGUUCUGGCACUUCCUUGAGAACAUUGAUGGGACGCUCUACAUCGAGAGGGCGCCCUGCGCGUCGCUAGGGGUUUGUGUGUACAGCUACGUACUGAAGCUGGACGCAAAGGACAUCUUCUGUACAAAGGCGGUCUGUGAUCCACUUGGAGAUCGAGAUACUUGCUGCGAUCGGGUAGAACCAUGCACCGUGAUCACCACCUGCGAUCGAACGCAAAGCCUCGUUCCCGACCUGAACGGUUGGUGCAGGGAUCGAUACUGCGAUCAGAUCCUAGACCAGGACAUUUGCUGCGUUCCGGCGGCUUUCUGCGACGGCCUGCAGUGCGUGACUGGCUAUGUUCUGAAACCCAAUGCUUACGACAUCCAGUGCCCCAACAGCAUCUGCUUCCCUGACGGCGAUCGCGACCUCUGCUGCGAGCAGCAGGGCUCGUGCAGCUUGCUCCCUUACACACACGAGGAUUGUGACGUCGGGGAGUACUUCAACAGCGCGGAUCUUUGUGCCCAGCGUGUGUGCAACAACGUCACGGACCUCGGGAAGUGCUGCCAGAGGGCCAUGCCUUGCGACAUCGGCCUCAACUGCUCGCAUGGAUUCCUUGCAAAGCCCGACAGCGAAAACAUUUACUGCCUGGCGGCAGAGUGUGACAUCGACGUGCACCUCAUGGUCUGCUGUGAUGCGGCGGCGCCCUGCACAGACAUCACAUGCGGACAUGGCUACUACCAGCUCAGUGAUACGUACUGCAGCGGCACAUCCUGCAACUUGACAUUGGACUUCGACCACUGUUGUCCGAUAUCGGAAGGAUGCGCCUCGCUCGCUGAUAACAGCUGCCCCUAUGGCUACUGGUUUGACUUUGACGAGCGUUGCACCCGAGAUCCCUGCGAAGACAGCAUUGACCGAUUGCACGUGUGCUGCAAGCAGGCGGAUCCAUGCACGUCCCUCACCUGUCCCAAUGGCUACAUCUACAAGUCGAACAUUGGUGCUCUCACCUGCCAGUUUGGCGAGUGCAACGUCACCACCAACGACUUGUUUCGGUGCUGCGAUACCGCGGCUCACUGCGACACGCUCAGCUGUGGCCACGGCUUCACUCCAGAUCCGCUUGCGUUUGACACCUACUGCCCCGCAACCAUCUGCGACAUCAACCGCGACCGAGACCUUUGCUGCGAGCCGGCACCUUUGUGCGCCACUGCCUAUGCGUGCCCCCAUGGCUUCACUGCUUGGCCUGACACCUACUGCGACGGCAUCACCUGCGACGUGGAUCGCGACCGGGACCUCUGCUGCCGCCCAGCGAUGCCCUGCUCGGCUAUCACGUGUCCACUGAACUACGUGCUUCGGUAUGACACCUACUGCCAGGGAACAACCUGCAUAGAGUCACGGGACCUUUUCUGGUGCUGCGAGCGUGGUAUGGCUCUGUCCUACUACAGGUUCCUGCCCCUCGAGCUGCGCCAGAGUGGAUCCACCGUGGUUCAGAUGUCGGAUUUCUUCUUGUACAACCAGCAGGUGCUGGUCGACGGCUACAACUCGGCGGUCUUCUACUGCGAUCCGUGCGACACGCCAGUGAACCUUCGAGAGGAACCGUACAACCUCGGAGACUUCAACGCGGAAACGAAAUGGUUGGACUAUUCGUCGAACGCUUUCUUCGUGAGGCUGCCGGUUGCACAGCCAGCGUUUAGCUACAGCUUCGUGACGGGUAACGACGAGCCGCAGCGAGAUCCGGUGCGCUGGCAGCUCUGGGGCUCGCCCAAUAACAUUGACUGGGUCAUCCUCCACGAGGUCAAGGAUCGCAACACUGGACUCUCCAUCGUGCCCGUGGAUCGGAAAACCACAACUGGCCAAAUCCAAGUGGAUGUGCCUUGCUAUUCUCCGACGGGGAGCUACAUCGACAACUCGGCCAACAUCACCUGCCAGGAGGGGGACCUCAUCCAACAUGGAUACAACUGUACUCCUGCUUGCUUGCCGGGCUUCACCGCGGAUGUGGAUCAAAUCACCUGUCUUGAUGGGGAGCUCUCGCCCAUCACGUUUGCCUGCGAUGCGGACGCGGGCAAUGGCACCGUCUGA